AUGGCUUCAACCCGACCAGAAGCCGGCGCCGGUGAAGCAAAUCCAGAGGGCGACGAGUUGGAGAUAGACUACGGGUACGACACCGAGGAUUCGGGCUUCGAGCAAGAUUCUGUCUUGACACAGUCAGUCCGGUCGAGUAUAUAUCAAUACAAGGUCGAGAAUGGCCGGACGUACCAUGCGUAUAAAGAGGGCCAAUACUUUAUGCCCAACGACUCGGCCGAGCACGAGCGACUAGAGUUGCAACACCGGGCAAUGUUUCUUGCUGCUGGCGGCCAGCUCUUCUAUUCACCUGUCAAGCGGCUCCAGAAUGUCUUGGAUUUGGGCACCGGCAUUGGAACAUGGGCCAUUGAUGUGGCUGACGCGCACCCCGAGGCCAUCGUGGUAGGAGUAGACUUGAGUCCUAUCCAGCCCACACUCGCGCCGCCAAACACCAAGUGGGAGAUUGAUGAUGUCGAGGACGACUGGACAUGGCCGCCAAACCAUUUCGAUCUCAUAUACAGCCAGUUCAUGCUCAGCGGAAGUAUCGCAAAUUUUCAAAAGUAUUUUCGACAGGCUUUUAGACACUGCAGGCCCGGGGGCUACUUCGAGCUUCGCGAUCUGGCCACAUACCUUCGAAGCGACCACGCUCCGAUUAGUCCAGACAACGCAGUUGACGAGUGGUGUCGUCUGAUGCGACAAGGCAUUGUCGGCAUGGGGCGCAGGCUUGACCUAGACUUCGAGGAACUGGGAAACCUGAUGCGCCAGGUGGGCUUCGUCGACGUGGUUGUCAGGCCGUUUAAGAUCCCUAUCGGUCGAUGGCCGUCCGAUCCCAGAUUGAAGGAGGCAGGGUUGUAUCAGCUGUACGCAAUGCUGGAGGGCGUCGAGGCACUGACACUUGCCAUCUUCACACGCUGUUUGGGCUGGGAGCCAGAACGUGUCCAAGUAUUCCUUGCCGAUGUAAGGAAAGAGUUUAAGGCGACGAAACGAUAUACUUACUGGCCAUGCGCCGUUAUUUACGGCAGGAAGCCUGAAGCCGUAGCCUCAACAGGCUCUGCGCCGUGA
Molecule: messenger RNA, 1041 nt
Organism: Fonsecaea multimorphosa CBS 102226
Lineage: Eukaryota; Fungi; Ascomycota; Eurotiomycetes; Chaetothyriales; Herpotrichiellaceae
Exons: 4
Coding region: 1-1041 (346 amino acids)
Molecular function (GO): methyltransferase activity
Source: RefSeq, a predicted model, not a curated record